Messenger RNA from Pelodiscus sinensis (Chinese soft-shelled turtle), 8896 nucleotides. Lineage: Eukaryota; Metazoa; Chordata; Testudines; Trionychidae. The record is from RefSeq and is a predicted model, not a curated record.
AGAGAAGUUAGAAGAUGGAGGACGUGGUGAUUGCAGGAUUGGCAGGAAAGCUGCCAGAAUCUGAGAACAUGCAAGAGUUCUGGGAGAACUUACUCAGUGGAGUGGACAUGGUCACAGAAGAUGAUCGGAGGUGGAAGCCAGGACUUUAUGGGCUGCCCAAGAGAAAUGGAAAACUCAAGGACAUCAGCAAAUUUGAUGCCUCUUUUUUUGGGGUUCACCCCAAACAAACUCAUACAAUGGAUCCUCAGCUCCGCUUGCUGUUGGAGGCCUCUUAUGAAGCCAUUUUGGAUGGAGGUAUUAAUCCAGCUGCCUUGCGGGGCACAGACACGGGUGUCUGGGUAGGUGUGAGUGGGUCAGAAGCUGGCGAAGCAUUUAGCCAAGACCCUGAACAGCUGCUUGGAUACAGUAUGACUGGCUGCCAGCGUGCUAUGUUUGCCAACAGAAUUUCCUACUUCUUUGACUUAAAAGGACCAAGUAUGGCCAUCGAUACAGCAUGCUCCUCUAGCCUCAUUGCGCUGGAGAAUGCUUACAAGGCAAUUCGUCAUGGAGAGUGCAGUGCCGCCCUGGUAGGAGGGGUCAACCUCCUCUUGAAACCCAACACUUCUGUUCAGUUCAUGAAACUUGGUAUGCUUAGUCCAGAUGGAGCCUGCAAGUCCUUUGAUGCUGCAGGUAAGGGACUAGCUCCAGAUCACAUUGUGCUUUGCAGGAGACAGCUAGUUGGGGAUCCCCAGGAAGUGAAUGGCAUUGCAAAUAUUUUCUGUCAAUCGGUGCGAGAGCCUUUGCUGAUUGGAUCAACCAAGUCAAACAUGGGCCACCCGGAACCUGCCUCGGGCCUUGCAGCGCUAGCCAAGGUGAUUCUGUCUCUGGAACAUGGGCUGUGGGCUCCUAACAUUCAUUACAAUACCCCAAAUCCAGAGAUCUUGGCCUUACAGGAUGGCCGGAUCCAGGUGGUUACUAAACCUGUCCCAGUAAAAGGUGGCCUUGUCAGUAUCAACUCGUUUGGCUUUGGAGGUUCCAAUGUCCACGUCAUUCUGAGACCAAAUAAGAAGAAAUUCUGCUCUCUGGAGACGCACGAUCUGCCGCGACUGGUCCAAGUUUGUGGCAGGACACAGGAAGCAGUGGAAACGCUACUAGAGCAAAGCAGAAGACUGGGGGAGCACAGCUCCUUUGUGACCCUGCUCAAUGACCUCUCUGGGAUCCCAAUUUCAUCCAUGCCCUACAGGGGUCAUACUCUGAGUCUGUCCUGGCUUUGGAGGCUUGAGGCUGUCUGGAUGCUCUGUUCUGUUCCUUCUUCUGCUUCACUUCGUGGCAUGGGGACACAGUGGAAGGGGAUGGGCCUGAGCCUGAUGCAGCUGGAGCUGUUCCGACAGUCCAUCCUGCGCUCCGACAAGGCUCUGAAGGACACGGGACUCAAGGUAUCCGACAUGCUCCUGCGUGCCGACGAGAACACGUUUGAAGAUACUGUCCAUGCGUUCGUGGGCUUGGCUGCUAUUCAGAUUGCCCAAAUCGACAUUCUGAAGGCCAUGGACCUGCAGCCUGACGGGAUUGUGGGCCACUCGGUGGGAGAGCUGGCCUGCGGCUAUGCAGAUAGCUCCUUAAGCCAUGAGGAGGCCGUUCUUGCUGCCUACUGGAGGGGGCGUUGCAUCAAAGAGGCCCAGCUGCCCCCAGGAGGAAUGGCGGCUGUGGGUCUAACAUGGGAGGAAUGUAAGAGCCGUUGUCCUCCUGGCGUGGUACCAGCCUGUCACAACUCUGAAGACACCGUCACUGUUUCAGGGCCUCAGGCCGCGGUGAACGAGUUUGUAGCCAGGCUGAAGAAGGAAGGAGUGUUUGCAAAGGAGGUGCGCAGCGCAGGGGUUGCGUUUCAUUCCUAUUACAUGGCGUCCAUUGCACCCGUCCUACUGAGUGCCCUGCAGAAGGUCAUUCCAAAUGCAAAGCCGCGCUCAGCCCGUUGGAUCAGCACCUCCAUCCCCGAAUCUCAGUGGCAGAGUGAGCUGGCUCAGAAUUCCUCAGCCGAGUAUCAUGUGAACAACCUAGUGAGCCCAGUGCUGUUCCAGGAGGGUCUGAGGCAUGUUCCAGACAAUGCGGUCGUGGUGGAGAUUGCCCCGCAUGCCCUCUUACAGGCUAUCCUGAGGAGAAGCUUGAAACCAACCUGCACCAUACUACCUUUGAUGAAGAGAGAGCACAAAAACAACCUGGAGUUCUUCCUGACGCAUGUUGGGAAGAUCUACCUAACUGGAAUAAAUGUUCUCUCAAAUAAUCUGUUCCCACCUGUCGAAUAUCCUGUCCCAGUGGGAACCCCACUAAUCUCUCCAUACAUCUUGUGGGACCACAGCCAGACUUGGGAUGUCCCAAAAGCUGAAGACUUUCCCACUGGCUCUGGGGGAUCUUCAUCAGCAUCGGUCUAUAAUAUCGAUAUGAAUCCUGAAUCCUCUGAUUAUUACUUGGUUGGUCACUGCAUUGAUGGCAGAGUCCUGUAUCCAGCAACUGGCUACCUGGUGCUAGCCUGGCGAACACUGGCACGCUCUCUGGGGAUUACCAUGGAACAAAUGCCUGUUAUUUUUGAAGAGGUUACAAUCCACCAGGCAACAAUCCUUCCCAAGAAGGGUUCAGCACAGCUGGAGGUGAGACUCCUGCCUGCUUCCCACUGCUUUGAGGUGUCCGGGAAUGGAAACCUGGCUGUAAGUGGGAGAAUUUGCCUUUUGGAAGAAACUGCUCUAGAUAACUUCCAUAGCCAGCAAGGUGCCUGGGAGACCCAGCCGGACAGACCCAAGUUCAGUCUGUCCACGGCCGAUAUUUACAAAGAGCUGCGUCUGCGUGGGUACGACUAUGGGCCAUCGUUCCAGGGACUUCUGGAGUCUAACAAUGAAGGGAGCACCGGAAAAGCCCUGUGGAAUGGGAACUGGGUAACAUUCCUUGAUACCUUGCUGCAAAUGAUCAUCCUGGGUGAGACGGGUCACAGCCUCCGCUUACCAACUAGGAUACGCUCUGUGUGCAUCGAUCCCGCACUACACCAGGAGCGAGUGCACAAAUACCAGGAGGAUACUGAAGCUUGUGACGUCGUUGUUGACCGCUGCCUUGAUAACAUCAUGGCAGGAGGUGUUCGGAUCUGUGGGCUCCAUGCCACGGUGGCACCUCGGCGACAGCAGGAGCAGAUACCUCCCACCCUGGAAACAUUUUGCUUUGUGCCUUACGUUGAGAAGGAUUGUUUGUCUUCAGAGGCCCAUCUCCAUGCCCACUUGGAACAUUGCAAAGGUCUGAUUUGCAACUUACAGGAGAAGGUAGCAAUCCAUGGAGUCAAACUGGCCAUCCCAGGGCUAGAGACUGGGGGGGCCUCUGCAGGGCCUGUGUCCAUGCAGAAGGGCCUCCUCCACAUCCUGGCUGAAAUCUGCCAUCUGGAUUUGAAUGGCAACCUGUAUACCGAGCUAGAGCAGAUUGUUACUCGGGAGAAGGUGCAUCUGCAGGAUGAUCCCCUCCUCAAUGCCUUGCUAGAUUAUCCUCAGCUGAAGGCUUGUGUGGAUACAGCUCUGGAGAACACUGCAAGCCACAGGAUGAAGAUAGUGGAGGCUCUGGCAGGAGAUGGACGUCUGUUCUCACGUGUUCCUGGUCUCCUAAACACUCAACCCAUGCUGCAGCUGGACUACGCUGCCACUGACCGAGCCCCAGAAGUCCUUUCCAUCAGCGAGAGCCAGCUGCAGGAACUGGGGGUUUCCACUGCACAGUGGGAUCCUCUCAACCCUCCUCCUGGACACCUGACUGGUGCUGACCUGCUGCUGUGCAACUGCUCUGUGAGCAUGUUUGGGAACCCAGCGGAGACCCUCUCUAACCUGGCCGCCGCAGUGAAGGAAGGAGGGUUUGUCUUACUGCACACGCUUCUGAAAGGAGAAAUGCUUGGCGAAACCAUCCGUUUCCUCACAGCUCCCGAUCUUCCGCAGAGGGGCCUCUUGGCUCAGGCAGAAUGGGAGGAUUUAUUUAGCAAGGCCUCAUUGAAUCUGGUUGCUGUGAAAAGAUCCUUUUUUGGCUCUGCCAUCUUCCUAUGCCGCCGGCAGGCUGCUGCCAAGAUCCCUCUUUUCCUGCCCGUAGAUGAGACCCAUUACAAGUGGGUGGAAUCUUUAAAGGUGAUCUUAGCUGAUACAUCUGAGCAGCCUGUGUGGCUGACUGCUACCAGCUGUGGGCAUUCAGGAGUUGUGGGAAUGGUGAACUGUCUACGCCAGGAACCAAGGGGCCACAGGAUCAGAUGCCUGUUUGUUUCCAACCUGCAUUCGUCCUCGUCUGUCCCUCCGACCAGCCCUUCUGCCAUGGAGAUGCAGAAAAUUCUGCAGGGAGACCUGGUGAUGAAUGUCUAUCGUGACGGAGAGUGGGGCUCCUUCAAACAUUUUCUGUUGCAGCAAGCCCAGCCUCAAGAGAUGACCGACUAUGCUUAUGUGAAUGUGCUGACUCGUGGGGACCUCUCAUCCCUUCGCUGGAUUGCCUCUCCACUUCGCCACUUCCGCACGACCAGUCCCAACAUCCAACUCUGCAGGGUCUAUUAUGCAUCUCUUAAUUUCCGCGACAUUAUGCUGGCCACAGGGAAGCUCCCUCCAGAUGCCAUCCCAGGUAACUGGGCUCUGCAGCAGUGCAUGCUGGGAAUGGAAUUCUCAGGACGGGAUGCUUCUGGAAAAAGGGUGAUGGGAUUGCUCCCAGCCAAAGGACUGGCUACUGUGGUGGACUCUGACCAGAGGUUUUUGUGGGAGGUGCCAGAGGCCUGGACUCUGGAGGAGGCAGCCUCCGUGCCAGUGGUCUAUGCCACUGCUUACUAUGCGUUAAUUGUGCGUGGCGGCAUGCGGAAGGGCGAGAGUGUGCUCAUUCAUUCCGGCUCGGGGGGCGUGGGCCAGGCAGCCAUUGCUAUUGCGCUGAGCAUGGGCUGCCGUGUCUUUGCUACUGUGGGUUCUGUUGAGAAGCGCGAGUAUCUCCAGGCAAGAUUCCCUCAGCUGGAUGCCAACAGCUUUGCCAGCUCUAGAAAUACCUCCUUUGAGCAACACGUACUGCGGGUCACCAAGGGGAAAGGGGUCAACCUGGUAUUAAACUCCUUGGCAGAAGAAAAGCUCCAAGCCAGCCUACGUUGCCUUGCUCGACAUGGACGCUUCUUGGAAAUAGGCAAAUAUGAUCUGUCCAACAACAGCCCACUUGGAAUGGCCCUGUUCCUGAAGAAUGUAGCAUUUCAUGGAAUCCUGCUUGAUGCCAUAUUUGAAGAGGGAAGCCAGGAGUGGGAGGAGGUGUCAGACCUGCUGAAGAAGGGUAUAAGAGAUGGGGUGGUAAAACCGCUGAGGACUACGAUCUUCAACAGAGAGGAGAUAGAAGCUGCUUUCAGGUUCAUGGCACAAGGAAAACACAUUGGCAAAGUUGUGAUCAAGGUCUGUGAGGAAGAGAAGGAAUUUCCUGUGAGAAAGAUGGAGCCAGUCAGACUCUCUGCCAUCUCCCGAACGUCCUGCCCACCUACCAAGUCCUACAUCAUCACAGGAGGCCUAGGUGGCUUUGGGCUGGAAUUGGCUCAGUGGCUGGUUGAGAGAGGCGCUCAGAAGCUUGUACUGACCUCUCGUUCCGGCAUCCGAUCUGGUUACCAAGCUAAACGAGUCAGAGAGUGGAGGGAGAUGGGAGUCCAGGUCCUGGUAUCCACCAAUGAUGUUGGGACUUUAGAGGGAACACAGCACUUAAUAGAAGAAGCUUCACAGCUUGGACCAAUUGGGGGCAUCUUCAACUUGGCCAUGGUCCUUAAAGAUGCCAUGCUAGAGAAUCAGUCUCCAGAAUCCUUCCAUGAUGUCAGCAAACCCAAGUAUGCAGGCACCCUUCAUCUGGACAGGGUGAGUCGUGAAAAGUGUCCAGAUCUGGACCAUUUUGUUGCUUUUUCCUCUAUAAGCUGUGGAAGAGGAAAUGUCGGGCAGAGUAACUAUGGUUUUGCCAACUCUACCAUGGAGCGCAUCUGUGAGCAGCGACGACAUGAUGGGCUCCCAGGCUUGGCUGUGCAGUGGGGCGCCAUUGGUGAUGUGGGUGUUGUCUUGGAGACAAUGGGCAGUAACGACACUGUGGUUGGUGGAACUCUUCCCCAGCGACUCAGCUCAUGCCUGGAGGUUCUGGACCGCUUCCUGAAUCAGCCUCGUCCUGUCAUGUCUAGCUUUGUUCUGGCAGAGAAGGUCUCAGUGAGGAAUGAAGGAAGCGGCCAGCGGGACCUAGUAGAGGCUGUUGCCCACAUUCUCGGUGUCCGUGACGUGAGCAGUCUGAAUGCUGAGAGCUCUCUGGCAGACCUGGGCUUGGACUCCCUGAUGGGAGUAGAGGUGCGGCAGACCCUGGAGAGGGACUACGAUAUCGUCAUGACUAUGAGAGAAAUUCGACUGCUCACCAUUAACAAACUGCGAGAACUCUCCUCCAAGUCUGCAACAGCAGAGGAGUUGAAACCAUCCCUUCUGAUGAAAGCUGGCCAGGCUGAUCACCCUGAAUUGGAUUUGAGCAACCUGCUGGUGAACCCAGAAGGGCCAACAGUCACCCGGCUCAAUGAGGUACAGAGCACAGAGCGCCCUCUCUUCCUCAUUCACCCCAUCGAAGGGUCCAUCACCGUUUUCCACUCCCUCGCCUCCAGACUCAGCAUGCCUAGCUAUGGGCUCCAGUGCACAAAAGCUGCUCCCCUGGACAGUAUCCAGAGCCUGGCUGCCUAUUACAUUGACUGUAUAAAGCAAGUGCAGCCCGAGGGACCCUAUCGCAUUGCCGGAUACUCCUUUGGAGCCUGCGUGGCCUUUGAAAUGUGCUCCCAGCUGCAAACUCAGCAAAACCCCUCCCAUUCACACAACAGCCUCUUCCUGUUUGAUGGGUCCCACUCAUUUGUGGCAGCAUAUACUCAGAGCUACCGAGCCAAGCUGACCCCGGGGAAUGAGGCUGAGGCAGAGACUGAAGCGUUGUGUGCCUUCGUCCAGCAGUUCACAGGCACGGAAUACAACAAGUUGCUGGAGACUCUUCUGCCUCUGCAAGACCUGGAAGCUCGUGUCAAUGCUGCUGUGGAUUUGAUAACACAGAGCCACAAAAACAUCAAUCGUGAAGCUCUCCGCUUUGCUGCUGCUUCCUUUUACUACAAACUGAAGGCUGCCGACAAGUAUGUGCCAGAGUCAAAGUAUCAUGGGAAUGUGACACUACUGAGGGCAAAGACCCACAGCGAGUAUGAAGAAGGCCUGGGUGGAGAUUACAAGCUCUCUGAGGUCUGUGAGGGGAAAGUGUCUGUCCAUGUCAUUGAAGGGGAUCACCGUACCUUCUUGGAGGGAGCUGGUGUCGAGUCAAUCAUUGGUAUCAUCCACAGCUCCCUAGCAGAACCCCGGGUUAGCGUCCGAGAGGGUUAGCCCCUUUCGGCUCACCAAGAGAAUUCCAGCAAUACCUCCCUUCUUAUGACAGGCCCCAAGGAACUCUUCUUGUCAUCCAACAUCGCAUCUGCUCUGCAGGCAGGUCUGGGAAGUCCUGCUAAUGGAUGUCUCUCUCCAGUGUUGUGGCAUUCUCACUCUGCACUGCUCUAUGGACCCACAUCCAUGGCUACUUCCUACACCUUUUGGCAGCAUGAAAAAACAGCUUAGGAGUAGACUUCUUUUCUUGUGCUAUGUAUCAUUUUGUUGUCUUAACAGUAUUCCAAAGGGUAAGUGAAAGCACUUGUUAACCAAGCCCAGUGAGCCAAGAGGGGAGCUGCAGCUGAUUUUGGAGACCUCUGUUGAUCUGUGAAGAAUCCGUCUGCAGUUAAGUUGGAUAGAAUUCAGUUGAGGCUCUUGUAACUUUUUUUAUUUGAAAUAUUUUACAUAUUUAUUGCAUCAACUUCCCAGUCUUAAUUUAUCAUUAAUUUAAAGAAAACAAAACAAACCAUACUUUGGAAGUUUUUUUCCUUCUACCGAGUGAAGUUGCCAGGUGUGUGGUUUUUUUUCUUAAACCAAAAUGUAUCUUUGCAGCAGUCUCUCUGCCCCACCGCCCCCGCUUCACCAAGAGAGCGAGACUGGGAGGGUCUCAAGAUGCUGCUGUGAUAGGCAUAUUAAGUAAUUGGGGUUGAUCCUCAAAAGGUUGGCCAGAGGCACAUAUCACGUGUAGGCUGCGCAGGGCCCUGUAUUUCUGGAGUCCCUGCAACAUCAGACCCCUCUCCAGCAUACAUCUCCCUCUACCCAUUUCUGACCCACUAUUACUAAUUCAGCCAUACACACUUUGAAAAAUUAGCUCAGACUUUCACCCUCCUGCCCCAUGAUCGGACCCCCUGCUCUCCCACAACCAAAGUUCUGCAGUGGUUAUAGCUCUCUGCCUAAUACCACUACCUGGCCAAACCUAGGGUCAUCCCUGCGUGCAUACCUCCUCUCCUCCGUGAGACUGGAAAUCCUACAUUAGCCAAGUAACCAGUUCAGUGGCAAAUUAUUGUAAAAGAUUUGAUAACUUUCUAAAAGUGUCACUGUAUUUUAUAAUCCAAUAAGGCCUUUUUCUUGCUUUUGCUAUGCUGGGAUCUGUCUUUAGGAGAACCAGUGAAUCCAUGCUGCACCUAUGAUACAGAGGGAGCACAGGGACCAAAUGGCAUCAGCCAGAUGGGAGCUUUUGUACCCCUCGGAACCGCUUUAUAACCCAGCUCUCACUAGAUUACCUGUCAGUACUAGCACAGCCCAACGACAGGCACAGGUUCUGAGAUGGGUGCAUAGUCAAUUAAACCACCCUCUGUGGAUGGCAGCUGAGUAACUGGUUUUAGUUUAAUAAAAUACGUGUGUGGAAAUUUGAAAUGCGAACAUCGUGUGGACUUAAAACAUUUCCAAGUCGGUCCUGUUCUGUUUUGUCAUUUUUUACAUACCUUGGGUAAAAUGCUGCUCUAGAGAGUGUUCUUUCCCCAUUGGCGCUCCUACAAUUAAAUGAGAAUUGAUCUCUG